AUGGUGGUCGAGGACAGCGUGGAACUUUUUGUCAGUGGACGUCUAUGCUUGUUUGGAGAGCACACAGACUGGGCAGGCGAAUACAACGGUCGAUCGGAGUCCUUCGUCGAGGGACGGACGAUUGUGGUUGGCACCCAGGAAGGCAUCUUUGCAACUGCGCGGCCCCUCAAAGAAAAGGUCCUCCGGAUCACCACCACCGACAACGACGGCAAGCAGACCGGGCCUCUGGAACUCCCCCUUGAGCCAGCGGAACUGCUCGCAGUCGCGCGCGCCGGCGGCUUCUUUAGCUACGUGGCUGGCACGGCCUACCGUGUGUGUGUGUCGUACGACCUGUACGGCGGUCUUGAACUGAUCAACCACGCAACUACUCUUCCCAUGUCCAAGGGUCUCUCCUCGUCCGCUGCCAUUUGCGUCAUGGUGGCUCGUGCCUUCAACCGUGUGUACCAGCUGCAUCUCAGUACGCGGGGGGAGAUGGAGCUGGCGUAUCUGGGGGAGAUUACCACACCCUCAAAAUGCGGCCGCAUGGACCAGGCCUGUGCGUACGGCAGCAUUCCCGUACUGAUGACCUUUGACGGCGACAUCUUGACCGUUGACCGUGUCCCCCUGUCCGCCCCCCUCCACCUGGUCUUGGUGGACCUGGGCGCCCACAAGGACACCACUACCAUUCUGAGGUGCCUGCAGAGGGCCUACCAGCAACCGACAUCGGAGCUGCAUUCUGGUUUGCACGGCCUGUUGGGCCCUAUAAACUUGCGGCUGACGGGGGCGGCGCUGCGGGCCAUGGAGGAGGGCGACCUGCCGCAAUUAGGUCGUCUGAUGGUUGAGGCCCAGAGCUUAUUCGACCAGCUGGCUGGACCCCUGUGUCCCGAACAACUGAGUGCACCUGCACUGCACAAGGUGUUGUCGUACCCGCCCAUUCAGGAUCUUGUGUGGGGUGGCAAGGGCGUAGGGUCGCAGGGGGACGGUACGGCACAGUUGCUGUGCCGGGGAGCUGAUGCACAGGCCAAGGUGUGUGCCAUUCUGAGCUCCGAAUUGGGACUGGGCUGCAUGCCGCUCUCCGUGGCAGCGAACAUCACCACCUCCUCCACCUCCUCCUCGUCCAGGGCUCCAAUGGCGGCGUCAGAUGCGGGGGUGGCUGUGGACAGCGGCAAGUAG
Volvox carteri f. nagariensis is the source of this 1152-nucleotide messenger RNA. RefSeq lists its product as uncharacterized. NCBI's taxonomy places the organism in Eukaryota, Viridiplantae, Chlorophyta, Chlorophyceae, Chlamydomonadales, Volvocaceae. Gene Ontology annotation, cellular component: cytosol. The record is from RefSeq and is a predicted model, not a curated record. The transcript is spliced from 9 exons. Gene Ontology annotation, molecular function: ATP binding; galactokinase activity. Gene Ontology annotation, biological process: galactose metabolic process. The coding region runs from base 1 to 1152 and encodes 383 amino acids.